Messenger RNA from Daktulosphaira vitifoliae (grape phylloxera), 2396 nucleotides. RefSeq lists its product as uncharacterized. The transcript is spliced from 4 exons. Gene Ontology annotation, molecular function: telomerase inhibitor activity; nucleic acid binding. Gene Ontology annotation, cellular component: nucleolus. The record is from RefSeq and is a predicted model, not a curated record. The coding region runs from base 957 to 2336 and encodes 459 amino acids. Gene Ontology annotation, biological process: regulation of ribosome biogenesis. NCBI's taxonomy places the organism in Eukaryota, Metazoa, Arthropoda, Insecta, Hemiptera, Phylloxeridae.
UAAAAAAAUAGCAGGUGACAAAACUUAAUUCAAUAUUUUAUGGGGUAUAAAUAGUAUUCCCAAUAACUUCUACAAAAUACCUAGACUGUUAUUUGUCUUAUAAUUUAUUACAUUUUUUUAAACUUUUCAUUAUUUAUACUGACUUAGGAUAUUGAUAAAACUUUAUGUAUAUAUUUUGAAAUACUAGAUCACAUGUAUAGAGGAUGUGUCAUGAAGAUAUGACAAAUCCAAUAACUUUUAAUCCAAUUAUUAUUUUAUUAAAUUUUUUUUUGAUAAAUUAUUGCCUUUUUAAACUACAUUUAAAGUAUAUUUGUGAUUAUUUACUUUUAAAUAGCGUUUUUCCAAUUAGUAUUUUUUUUUCUGUAAGUUGGUAGUAUUGUUAGUGAAAUCUGUGUCAAAUUUCACAUCAAAAUGUAUUCGUUAGUGUUUGAGGUAUGCUUCAUAAAGUGCUUAAAGUAAAUUCUGCAAUUUUUACUGUCUUUAUUGAACAAAGAAAUUGCAUUAAAUUUUGUUUGAGGAAUGGAAUUUUGGCUGCGGAAACCCUUUGGGGAUCAGACUCCGUCUUCAAAGAAUGUGGUAUCAAAUUGGCUAAAAACAUACUGAUGAACAUCCCAUCAAGCAAGUCAAAAAAAUGGUGGUUUUCAAUGAAGAAUUAGGCUUGAGAAGAGUCAAAUUUAAAAUGAUUCCAAAAUCAUUCAAUUUUUUUGAAAAAGGCCUUCUUGUUAGGAUCUGUGAAACAAUGCUUUCUGACUAUUAGGAUAUAAUGAAAUGCAAAAUAACUGAAGACAAGACUUGCAUCUACACUUACAGCCCCGAAACAACCGAUCAAUUGAGCAAAUUUUGUACUGAAACCAAAAAAAAUCAUGUCAAAGUCGCUCUUAAAUCAAGGUUAUAUUAACAGUUUUUUUUCAAUUAUUGUGGUUUGAUACAUUCUGAAUUCCUUCCGCCAAGCCAAAAUGUUAACAAGUCUUGGAUUUGUUGCACACGAUGCUGAUGAUUGGUUUAAAGCUGGGGAAGAUUAUGCACAUUUACUUUCACAGCUAGCCAAAAAUUAUGAUAGUCAACCUGUAACAGAAUCUGAUCUCAAUAGUAAAAAAUCUCUUGUUGAAAAUUCUUUAAAUUCUAGAUCAAGAGUUCAUUACCAUAAGUUUACUAAGGGGAAGGACUUAACAAAAUAUAAAAAUGAAGAGUUAGCUUGUAUAUUAGGUAAAGGCAAAAAAGAAGAACAGGUGUCCAAUUCUUUAAACAUGAAAGAAUACUUUAAAAUUAAAAGACAGUCUAAAGUUUUUAAUGGAAAUAAUGAGAAAAGUGAAAACAUAGUUGUUGAAAUAACGGAUGGAAAAGAUAGUGAAUGUGAUGAUAACAAUGGACGAAAGAAAAAAAAACAAAAACAUAAAAUUAUAUGUGAAUCCAGUAAUGAAUUAUGUUUAGAUAAUCAAGAAACUCCUUCAUUCAAUAAAAAACGAAAAUUUGAACAAAGUAUUACAUCUGAUGACACAACACAAGUAUUAGAUGAAGCAAACUUAGAAGUCUGUAAAAAAUUCAAAUCUAAUAAAAAAAAAAACGAGAAUAAAACUUCAAAAAUAGAACUUCCAAUAAAUAAACUUGAUUAUAAAAAUAAUGUAGAAUUUCAAGAUAUUAUUAGUUCAGAUGAAAAUCAAAACAAUAGCCAUAAAAAUAAUAAUAUUAGAGUAGAUAAUUUAGACAAAGGGUCAGAAUUAAGGUUUAAAAAAAAAAAGUCUAAAUCUAAAUUUAAUAAUGAAAUUCAUAUAGAAACAAAAGGUAAUGUAGAAUCUUCUGCCACUAAUGAUUUAGAAGUUAAUGGUGAUGAUGACACACAAUCUGUUCAAAACGACGAAUCUGUUAUAUGUAAUAACUCUGAAAAUCAUUCUAGUAAAGAGAAGACAAAAAAGUUAACUAAACUUAAUUUUACUAAAAAAUAUCAAACAUUAGUUGAUUCAAUUAUUGAAAAUAGCUCUGCUGGUAAAAAAUUUUGUAAGGAUACACCUCCAGAAUUUUAUAAGAAAGUUGAGCAUUUUAUUGAAAAAGUUAAAGAAGAACCUGGGUCGACAGAUACUUUUACUCCUGUUGAGGAAGUUAAAUCAUCUACUAAAGAAAAAUUAUACAAAGAAGGUGAACUCAAAAAUUUAAAUCCUGAGGAUAAAAAUUUUAUUAAUGAUUUUGAAUCUCAGAAAAGUAAACUUCUGAAAAAAAAACUAACACUUCAACAAACCCCAAAAUCUAUUAAUGACAAAGCAAUUUUUGUUGCUAAAUAUAGUGAUCUAUUAUUUUUUGGAAGCAAUAUCAAUGAAAUAAAAGGAUAUGGAGAAUUCUGAAAUUAUUAGAAAUAAUAUAAAGUUUUAUAAAUUUUUAAAUAAAAUUAUGUACAUGACACA